AUGAAUAUUGAAAAAUAAUUAAGGGAAGAUUACAUUCAUGACUUUCAUACUUUUCUUAGAAAAAAUGAAACAGAAAGUAAAUAAAAAGUUAAAACAACUCUCCUUCCUUUACCAUGGCAACCUAAUCAUCCUUUUAGAUUAUUAUGGGAUGUUAUUUCUAUGCUGUUUAUUGUAAUUCAAAUGAUGAUCAUUCCUCUUAAUUUAUCCUUCGAGAUUGAUGAUAAGGGACUGUCUUUGUUCAUGGAAAUUAUGGAUGAUUUCUUCUUAUUGGAUAUUCUUAUUCAAUUCAAUUGUGCUAUUUAUAUAGAUGGUAAAUUAAUAUUAAAAAGAUCAACCAUCAUUUGCAAUUAUCUUAAAUUCUGGUUUUGGUUGGAUCUUAUUAGUUCAUUACCAUAUGAUUAUUUUGUUGAAGUAAAUAUCAACAUUAUGGUAGGGAGGCAAUGUACAAAUGAUAAGAAUGUUAAGAUUCUUUAAAUUUCUUAAAGUAAUCAAAAUGAUUAAAGCUUUUAAAUUAAAGCUCUUAAUCAGAAGAUUAGAGACUUUUCUAGGAAAUGACUUCUCAUCUUUAAUGGAAUUUAUCAAAUUAACAUUUAUAAUAGUAGUUUUAGCUCAUUGGAGUGCUUGUAUAUUUAAUUUGACUAAUCAAGACAAUUAUGAUUACUUAACAUCAUUCUAUUUCACGUAAAAUGUCAAAAUUGAUAAUUUAGUAUUACCACUAUGAUCACUGUAGGUUAUGGAGAUGUUCUACCAUAUACAGCAGAAGAAUAAAUAUAUACAAUUUUUGCAAUGAUUUUAGCAUCAGGUGUUUUUGGAUAUACUGCAAAUAGCAUGAUAUCUAUCUUUCAAUAUGAAGAUCCAUAAUUAACAGAAUUGAUCAUGAAAUAGUAGAUCAUCAAUAAAUACACUAAAACCCAUGGUUGCUCAGGUAAAUUAAGACUUAAAAUUCAAAAUUAUUUAGAAUGGGUAGUAGAAAAUGAUUAUGAAGUAAGAUCAUCAUUAAUUAUUUCUGAUCUAUCUGAAGAAUUAAGAAAUUAAGUAAUAACUCAUAUGAACUUAAGAUUCUUCAAAACUCUUCCUAUAACAAUGAAUAGAGCCAUCAAAAUUAAUGAAUAUAGUAAAUCUAUUCAAUUAUUUUUAGUUCUUCCUCCAGAAACUAUAAUUAAUGAUGAGCAUCAUAUUUAUUAUAUUAUUUAAGGUAAAGUAUCAGUUAUGGCCAAUAAUAUACAUCUUGGAUAUGCAGAGUAAUGUUUUGGAACAAUAAAUUUCUUUUCAAAUAUUCCAAGAACUGCUGAAUUAAUUACUACUGAAACUACUAAUUUAGUCAAAUUGUCUAGAUAAUAAUUCUUAUAAUCAUUAAAUUAUGAGUAAUUCUAAAAAUUUCAUAUGAUAAAACAAAAAUUGGAAAAUAAUGAUUUUUUAGAUCUAAAUAUAAAAUGUUUAGGAUGUAAUCGCAAAGGUCAUGUCAUUAAAUAUUGUUAAUAAUUUCAUUAUGUAUCAUCAAGAUUAAUGAGACCAAAAAUUAAAUUCUUGAGGAUUCGUAAUAAAAAAUAAAAAACUAUUUACAAUUAAAAAUAAAUUGAAUAUUAUUUAAUAAUGCAAGCAAGAAAAAUUAAUACUAAAAAAAUGGUUAAAUAAGAAGAAAUUAAUUAAACUAUGAAUUAGAAUUUUGACAUUGAUGAAAUCAAAAAUUACAUUCAUUUUGAUAUUGAGUGGAACAUCAAUGAUGUUUUAAAAUCAUAUCGCUUAAAAACAGUAUAUCGAUAUUGCUAAGCAAUAAUUAAAAAGAACUUAAAAUUCUUAAUUCGUUAGAAUCUUUAAAAGUGUAAUAAUGAUAAACGAUUCCGUUUAAAGAGUGAACUCAAACCUAAGUAUAUUUAGAAAUAUAAAGAUUAAAAUAUGUAACACAAGAUAAUGGAUUGA
Paramecium pentaurelia is the source of this 1920-nucleotide messenger RNA. The record is from the annotation of a GenBank genome assembly. NCBI's taxonomy places the organism in Eukaryota, Ciliophora, Oligohymenophorea, Peniculida, Parameciidae.